AUGAUCUCAAUGCAUCGCGGUGUGAAGAGAUCUGCGGUCUCAUCUGUGCCAUGUGGGGCUGCUGAAGCCGUGCCCAACAUGCUAGCAGGCCGUUGUGGUCAUGGCACUCAAGGAGCUCUCGGCAUCCUUGCGGUCAUUACGCGAGAGGAAGGCCCACGCUCAGUCGGUGCCGAGGGCCGGGAGGAGACACGAUCCCUGGAAGCCAGCCUAUUCCGCUUCGAGGAGCGCUUCCUUCGCAUGGACGGAGAGAUGGCAGCGCUGCGGCAAGCCUUGGACACGGAGGUGGCUGCUCUCCGCCGCGGUUUGGCGACUGUGGCGGAGGCUGUGCAUGCCGCCAGCUUGCAAACUCAGAUUCAUUGGUUGCGUGUCAGCUCGAUUUUGGUUCAAAAGAGAACAGUGGGACUUGCCUCUCCUGCAACCGGGACAAUGGCUUCUUCGGCCUUGCGAAGCCUUCGCAAGCAGGCAGCGGAUCUGAAGCAGGUGCGGACCAUGUUCACCGGUGGCAUGCCUCCUGGUGGGCGCAUGCCUGGUUUCUGGGUCAGCGCUCCGAGCAUCAUCCCCGCCUUCAGAAAGGGCGAAGACAAAGUGCCCGUGGAGAUGUUCUCGAUCGAUUGCCGACCCUACAAGCCUGGGACAUGGGGUGAGAUGGAGCUUUUCGACCGCAUGCAGACGACCUACGACCAAUACGGCGUCGUUCGGCUCACCAACACAGGUCUCAAAGACCCGGGGGCAAUGCGCAGAUAUGCACGUGCUGUGGUGAACAAGCAAAUGGCUUAUGAAGGUGGCGCCAACCCACGUGAGGGCAUCAUCCAAAACGUUUUUGAGGUAGGCGCACCCAACGAUGCAUGGCUUCAUUACCACCAUGAGAUGGCCUACAACCAGCACAGCAUGAAAAACCUGGCCUUCUGCAGCAUAAAGGCUACACAGGGCAAGGGUGACACGUACCUCUCUGAGAACCUUAGCGUGACUGAUUCGCUUCUGCAGACGGACUUGGGACGAAAGCUGCGAGACAAAGGAGUCUGCUACAUCCGCUGCCUCACUGACCGUGAUGCCUAUGAGGGCCAGGGCUGGAUGGAGGGUGCAGCUGUGUACAACCACUGGCAGCUGUCCUUCGGGGCGAAGACACCCGAAGAAGCAGAGAAGAAAGCCCGGGAAUGUGGUCUCGAUGUGGAAUGGUGCGAGGAUCCCCUGAAGCCGGAGUCCAAGCGGUACAUGAAGACGAAGCUCGUGAUUUCCGCUUUCGAGUACUGCCCAUCAGUUGACCGUAAUGUCCUAUACAGCAGUAUCGCAGAUCACAGCGCUUGGUUCGACACGUGGAAAGGUGUUCACGACGUUCACCCUGACAAGCGCCCACUGCAGAUGACGUUCGGUGAUGGAACCCCCUUCACUCAGGAGGAGUUGAGGCAGUGGGUGGGCUUGUAUGAUGAUGGUGGAAUUCGUGUGCAAUGGCAACCUGGCGACAUCGUGGCCUUCUGCAACUACCGAUACGCUCACGGCAGGCCGGCUUUCCACCUGCACCGAUGGGAGGAGAGGCAGAUUGGAGUUGUCCUCGGGGAGAAGUUCGAGCGCGUAGGCUUCCUGCCAUCUGCGAAGUUGGAGAAGCCAUGCUUCUCCUAUGCUGCAUGCUCGCCAUGGUCUAACAUAGAUCCGGAUCAUGCGACGGUGCCCGAUCGGAUCGUCGUCAUCAGUGAUCAGAUCCUCUUGCCCACGUGGAUUGUGAACAAAAUGGUGGUGACAUGUGCUCGCCUAGCAUUGGCCGUCCUGCAUCAGAAGCUGAUCGCUGCAAAGGAACCAUCUGCAGUAUUCCGUGCAUUGAAGUUGAAGCUGCACUUCAAGCGGAG
Molecule: messenger RNA, 1841 nt
Organism: Symbiodinium necroappetens
Lineage: Eukaryota; Dinophyceae; Suessiales; Symbiodiniaceae
Source: the annotation of a GenBank genome assembly